Molecule: messenger RNA, 5293 nt
Organism: Oncorhynchus kisutch (coho salmon)
Lineage: Eukaryota; Metazoa; Chordata; Actinopteri; Salmoniformes; Salmonidae
Product: G-protein coupled receptor 22-like
Exons: 2
Coding region: 394-1890 (498 amino acids)
Biological process (GO): cellular response to hormone stimulus; G protein-coupled receptor signaling pathway
Cellular component (GO): plasma membrane
Molecular function (GO): G protein-coupled receptor activity; peptide binding
Source: RefSeq, a predicted model, not a curated record
CGGAUGGAGGGAAAGCAGCUCUACGUCUGAUGUGACUAGUGGUAGCGUUCUCUCUGCUGAGCAGCAUGUGGUCUCCGAAGACACUCACAACAUGUUGACGGGAUUCUUCACGGUGCAUAAUACUGUUGCAGGACAAUCAUCUCCAACACAGAGGCAACUGCGCAGCUUUUACAUGAGAGUGACAGGGAUGUAGACGACAACAGCAUUAAUAUAAUGACAUUACAUAGGAAUUAAACAUGAUAUGAAAUACAACAAAUAGAAGACCGAGAGCUACAAACAGGACUGUUACUGCGCUGUUCUCCAUCACCAUCAUCAUGGAGCCAGUUUGCACAAUGGGAACACAUCAUGGCUGUGACGGUUACUACUACCCCUGACGCUUGAGAAGUCACCACCAUGGAGACGGACAGCUACACCCCGACCCCAGCCCCAAGCGACUGGGAUGGGACGGUGGCAAGUGUGGGGGCCCUGGAGGGGGUCUCGGGGGAAAGUGUCUCCUCCAGCACAGCCUGGUACAUGCCCUACCCCUUGGGCUUCCAGGUGUCACUGACCGCCUUCCUCAUGCUAGAGCUGGUGCUAGGCUUCAGCAGCAACUUGACCGUGCUGGUGCUCUACUGCUCUCAGUCCAACCUGGUCGACUCGGUCAGCAACAUGGUCACGGUCAACCUGCAUGUGCUGGACGUGAUGUUGUGCGUGCUGUGUCUGCCUCUGACCCUGGUGGUGGUGCUUCUGCCCCCAGGGCCCAACCUGGCCCUGCUCUGCUGCUUCCAUGAGGCCUGUGUCACCUUCGCCUCCAUCGCCACCGCCAUCAAUGUGCUGGUCAUCAGCGUGGACCGCUAUGACAUCUCUGUCCGACCCGCCAACCGGUUGCUCACCCCGCAGAGGGCGGGGCUACUGCUGGCUGCCGUCUGGGCCACGUCUCUGGCCGUCUUCUUCAUCCCCUUUCUGGAGGUGGAGUUUCUCACCGGAGGGGCGGAGAGUAGACAGCACAGCUCCACCUCUUCCCCCGAUACCCCCCUGGCACUAGUGUGGCGUAACCGGACACUGCUUUGUGUAGGUGGACAGGGCUACCACACAGGCCUGGCCAUGUACUACCACCUGCUGCUGCAGGUGCCCAUCUUCUUUAUCACAGUGGCAGUCAUGCUGUUCACAUACUCACGGAUCCUGCGGGCCUUGAACAUUCGCAUCGGCUCCCAUAUUAAAAAGAGCCAAUGCUUCAGGGCACCCUCCUGCAGGGGGCGACGUAAAAUACAGAAGCAGAAGGCAGGGCUGGGAGUGUUAGAGGGAGGAGAGCAUUGUACAGACACAACCAAGCACCUAUCUCACCCUCCACUCAUCCCAUCCCCCACAGCCACCUCCCCCCGAGCCCUGUCCUCAGCCCCUCUGGUUAGCUCAGAAGGCGCUGCUGCUGCUGCCCCUGUCACCAGUCCCACUGUUCAGGCAUCUGUGUCGGCCAUCAUUGCCUUGCGGCGGGCCGUGAGGCGUCACCGGGACCGGCGGGAGCGCCAGCGGCGCGUCUUCAGGAUGUCACUCCUCAUCGUCUCCACAUUCCUAGGUUGCUGGGCUCCUCUGUCCGUGGCCAACGUGUUGAUCCUGGGCCUGGGCCCCAGUGACACCCUGGUCAGCCUGCGCCUCUGGUUCCUGGCCCUGGCCUAUGGCACCACCAUCUCCCACCCACUGCUCUAUGCCUUCACCAGGCAGAAGCUGCGGCUUGCCCUCAGAGCCAAGGUGAAGAAGAGGGUGGUGUCACUACUGCAGGUGGACCCCUCGCCAGGAGAGACCGUCACACACAACUCCUGGGUGGAGCCAAGGAAGGGACGACAGUUACAGCUGGAGGGCAGCGAAACCAUUGACCGUUGCCUGGUAGAGCCCCUGAAGAAUAGCACACACUAGCUGCACCCCCUCCCCCCCCCCCCUCCCUCCCCCCCCUCCCCCCAGGUGCAGGACCGGGUUUAGGGAACCCUGCUGUAUAUCACUGAGUGCAAACACUAAGAUACUUAUGUAACUUCUUUACAGUAGCCUAUAUGAGUGUCUGUUUGGCCAGCAGAGGAUCAGAAUUCCACCCACUCAAGCAUUGGAAGGCAGCUUCUAAGACAACACAAAAACAUUGGCACCCAUAUAGAUACACAAAUACAUAUUAUUUUGGAUCUGCUAAAUACAGAUGUAGGACCUUAAUUGAAGCCAGUUCACUACAAAAGGAAAAUAAUCCUGCAUCAACAACAGGAAAUGUGAAUUAUUAUGUGGAUUGUAAUUAAUGGACAUUUUUUAUACGGUUUGUUAAAAAUUGUUUAGGGUAAAUCAAGUCUGACAUUUUAAAGUGGAAAUGAUAAAAUAUAGAUGCCUUUUUAAAACUUGAAUGCACAGCAAGAUUGCAUUUCCUGCUGAGCAGGAAAAUGGUCAGCAACAAAAGAGUGAUCAAAUGAAGAUCCUACAUCUGUAUUACACAUGCCUUAACUAUUUUAAGAAUGGGUUUAAAGGUGUCAUUGAUUCUGAACAAGAAGAUGUAUAUAUCCUACUGAUAUAAUAUAAGAUGGAGCUAUGUACAUAGUGUCCACUAUUAUCUAUUCAAAUAUACAGUGACUUCAGAAAGUUUUCAGACCCCUUGACUUAUUCAAUAUUUUGUUGAGUUACAGAUGGAAUUCAAAUUGGGUUGAAUAGAGUUUUGGACUCACCCAUCUACACACAAUACCCCAUAAUGACAAAGUGAAAACAUGUUUUUAGAAAUGUUAACAAAUGUAUUUAAAAAAUAAGUAUUCACACCCCUGAGUCUAUACAUGCUAGAAUCACCUUUAGCCGCGAUUACAGAUGUCAUUCUUUCUGGGUAAAUCUCUAAUAGUAAAUCUCACCAGAAUUUGCAAAUAAAUUCAUUAAAAAUCCUACAAUGUGAUUUUCUGGAUUUUUUAAACUCAUUUUGUCUGUCAUAGUUGAAGUGUACCUAUGAUGAAAAUUAUAGGCCUCUCUCAUCUUUUUAAGUGGGAGAACUUGCUCAAUUGGUGGCUGACUAAAUACUUUUUUGCCCCACUGUAUGUGACUUAUGCACAUUUUUACUCCUUAACUUAUUUGUUGUUUACUCCAUGUGUAACUCUGUGUUAUCUGUUCACACUGCUAUGCUUUAUCUUGGCCAGGUCGCUGUUGCAAAUGAGAACUUGUUCUCAACUAGCCUACCUGGUUAAAUAAAGGUGAAAUGAAAAAUGUUUAUUUAUUUUUAUUUAUUAGGCUUUCCAUAACAAAGGGGUUGAAUAUUUAUUGACUCAAGAGCUUUCACCUUUUCAUUUUUUAUGAAUUUGUAAAAGAUUAUAAAAUCAUAAUUCCACUUUGACAUUAUGGGAUAUUGUGGGUAUAACAUUGACACAAAAAUCUCAAUUUAAUUCAUUUUAAAUUCAGACUGUAACACAACAAAAUGUGGAAGAAGACAAGGGGGUAUGAAUACUUUCUGAAGGCACUGUAAAUAGAGAGAGGAGGGGAGAUACAGAGAGGUUAAAGAUCUCCCUAUGUAAUAGACUGUUGCAUUGGAUUGUUUGUAGUAAACAGAUGACUGGCAAUGUUUUAAUGUUGACAGAUGAACUUCCACAAAGCUCAUAAAUGUGUCCACAAAUCAAUAAAUGCUGAUCUACAACUCCUCCCCUCCCUCCCUUCCUUCCUCCCUCUCUCUCUCUCUCUCUCUCUCUCAUGCUGUUUAAUCAGCUUCUUGAUAUGCCACACCUGUCAAGUGGAUGGAUUAUCUUGGCAAAGGAGAAAUGCUCAACUAACAGGGAUGUAAACAGAUUUGUGACCAAUAAGCUUUGUGCAUAUGGAACAUUGUGACCAAUAACCUUUGUGACCAAUAAGCUUUGUGCAUAUGGAACAUUGUGACCAAUAACCUUUGUGACCAAUAAGCUUUGUGCAUAUGGAACAUUUCUGGGAUUUUUUAUUUCAGCUUAUGAAACAUGGGACCAACACUUUACAAGUUGUGUUUAUCUUUUUGUUCAAUAUAGGUUGACAGCGAUUCUGAUGCUAAUAAAUAUCUGUCUGCAUUGAGAGAGAGAGAGAGAGAGAGAGAGAGAGAGAGAGAGAGAGAGAGAGAGAGAGAGAGAGAGAGAGAGAGAGAGAGAGAGAGAAAGAGAGAGAAAAAGAGAGAAAGAGGGAGAGAGAGAGAGAAAGAGCGAGAGAGAGAGCGAGAGAGAGAGAGAAAGAGAGAGAGAGAAAAAGAGAGAGAGAGAGAGAGAGAGAGAGAGAGAGAGAGAGAGAGAGAGAGAGAGAUGUAAUAUACAGUGUUGUGUUGGAUAGUUUGUAGUAAAUAGAUGACAAACAAUGUUUAAUUGUUGACAGAUAAACUUCCACAAAGCUCAUAAAUAUGUCCACAAAUCACUAUUUGGCACUGAAUUUGUAAUCAUGUAUUGAUAUUUAUCUGUUGUGAUGUAUUGUAUAUAAAAUAGACAUUGUAACUUAUUCAAUGUGAUUUCCACCUUGUCGGUUGGUCCCCACAUCAUUUGGUCAUAUUACAAAGAGUGAUGUUGUUAUAGUAGAGGACAUCUGUCAUGGCCAUCUUGUCAACCCUUGUGUCAAACCAAUUAAACACCUUUGUACCUGCAAAAGUCCCCAGAGCCGGGCGCAAAUGAACAGGACAGUGUUUUUGUAAUAAUUUGCCUGUAGGAAUAAUUUGCCUGUAGGAAACACAGGUAGGUUUGUAUACUACUGGUAUAUUUAGGGUUAGUAAGCAAGCAUUCUAUGGUAAAGUCUACACCAGUUGUAUUUGGUGCAUGUGACAAAUAAAUAUGCCGGGAGUAGAUUUGAUUUUAGCCUACAUAGUUUUGAAAAAAUGUAUUCGUUAUUUGCGCAUAUGGGUAAAAAAAUAAGAUGAGAAAAUAAAGGACUGAAAAAAGAAGUUAAACGUGUAUGCCACAGGAGGUUGGUGGCGUUUUAAUGGGGAGGACAGGCUCGUGGUAAUGGCUGGAGUGGAAUUAGUGGAAUGGUAUCAAAUACAUCAAACACAUGGCCAUUCCAUUUUCUUUCAUUUUCCAUUCCAGUCAUUAUUAUGAGUCGUCCUCCCCUCAGCAGCCUCCACUGGUGUAGGCGAGGUAAAAACUAAACAGAACACUAUUGGCUAAUCAAACUCCCAGUGGGACUGUGUCUUAUAGACUUAUCAUCAUAAAACCUGAGACAAAUGUGAUGGAUUUAUGCAACUGAAUGUUCAUACCUGCUUUAUAUACGCACAUGCAUCACAUGUAUUCAUUGUAUAAAUUCCCAUUGUGUUGUUUUCUUGUAUCUAAAUGUUUUGAGAGAAGACAAUGAAAAUAUCAAUAAAUGUGAUUAUUGU